AUGGCCUACUCCCCAAUGUUCCUCUACCAAACGCCGUACCUCACUUCCUACUUCAACCAACCAUACGUCUCGCCAUUCAUCCCACCCGCGAACCUGCCCCCUUCUCCGCUGCUCUCGCCGGACUCACGUCGCGUUCACUUCGAGGGAGACGGGCAUUAUCACCGCCAACGACGUCCGUCGUGGCAUGGAGGUCUUGCGCCUCCGGUCCAGGUGCCGUUCCCUUCCCCGCCUGUUCUCUACACUCCGCUCCCUCCCGUCGUCGGCAUUCCUACCCAAGCCGCCCCGCCUUUCACCCACCAUCGCCGUCGCUCCGACACAUGCAUCGCGACCCCCUCCUGGUUCGCCGUGCCUACGAUGGGCCCGACUCUCUUCGCCCCCAUCGGGUUUCCCUCCCCACCCGCGCCCCCUCCUCGCGCUCAGGUCCAUCCGCUCCUCGACGGGGAGGGUGCUGGCGGUCCGCGCAUCUAUUUCGACCUAUCUCACUACGAGUGGUCCCCUCUUCGCACCGCCUCUGUCUAUGACCGUCACGGUUCCGCUCUCACCCAAGAGGAGCUGAGGGCGUCCGCGACGUACCCUCCGGUCUGGCACAUGGUCAUCACCUGCGACGAAAUUUCCGACUGGCCCAUCGUCCUCGACCCGAAGACGGUGCAGGAAAAUCGCUCCCGCGAGGCCAGCCCGUUCCUCCACGUGCCCUUCCCCCAGACAAACAUCCCCCCGAUUUCGGUGCACGACGUCCUCUACGCCGUGUGGAAGCACCUCCAGACGCGGAUCACCCAGCAGGACUGGGCCCGGCUCGACCAACGCCAGGUCAAUGAGAUCUCGAGGGCGUACACCCGCCGGAGCAGGACGUUCCCCACGUCCCGCGACUUCGACAAGGAGGUUGGUGUCCGCCGCAUCGACUACCUCGUCGACAAGUACUGCUUCCGGGGGAUCGCGCGCCCGUACCCGACGGACUCGUUCGAGAAAAUGAAGCUCGUCGUCGGUCCGCCCCCCUCGCGGUAA
Messenger RNA from Epithele typhae, 1002 nucleotides. RefSeq lists its product as uncharacterized. The record is from RefSeq and is a predicted model, not a curated record. NCBI's taxonomy places the organism in Eukaryota, Fungi, Basidiomycota, Agaricomycetes, Polyporales, Epitheliaceae. Bases 1 to 1002 code for a protein of 333 amino acids. The transcript has a single exon.